UGUCAGUGUUUGUCGACCUCAGAGCAGAAUGGCUGCAGUCACAGAGCUCUCCUUCCUGCUGUUUGCUCUCAUCAACAACAUCCAUGCAGCAGAACAGAUUAUCGUCCAACAGGAACGAUGGUCUUACACCUUCAAGCUCCCCAACAACACCAACUCCUGCCUGAUCUCCAGAUCUGUUGGUGAGGAGAAGCUUGUCCUGUGGAACACCUCUGACCUCUGGUCCAUCAACUCCUCAGUACCUGAAGACCUGAAACAACGACUUGUCAGCUCGGUGGAAACUUCUUCUUACACCAUCCUCAACCUGACCCAUUCAGACUCCGGCCCGUACCGAGAGGAGUGUUGGACUGAGGGCAACGUGACGCAUGACAACAACAUCACUAUUACUGUUUGUUCUUUAAUAAUUUCGUUCGGUUUCACAGUCAUCUUUGGAGAAACAGUGGACCUGUCAUGUGAGGGAGCAGCUGAUAAUCUGGAUGUCCAGUGGCUGAAACGGGACUCUAGAUAUGAGCAAGAAACAUGGAGCAGAGUUUUUGGGGACAAUAUGACAUCAGUGAUGGACAAUGUUAGAGGAAGAUACCAAGUGGUGACAAACACAUCAGCUCUUCGUGUUUCCAACGUCAGAAAUACAGACCUUACACGGUACAGAUGUCUGGUGAUGUACCAACAGCAGUGUAUUUUCAGUAACACUGUAGAGUUGAUCCUACAGUCUGAGAUAAUCUACGGCUCAGUGGGAGAGACCGCUGUGUUGCCGUGCACUGUCGCUGACUCCACUGAUGAACAGCCCCCACGUUGGUCUAAUCUGUUGUCUGGCCAAGAACUACACAACCAGACUGUUCCUUCAGUAGACCAAAACUACUCGCUGGUCUUUUCAUCUCUAAUGUUAAAACACUCAGGUUUGUACUCCUGUGCAGUGCCUAAGAGAUGGCAACAGUAUUAUCUGGUGGUGUGUCCCAAAUUUGGCCCCCCUGCUGUAGAGCUCUUCUCAGAGGGAGAAGAAGUCACUCUCAGAUGCAGAGAUUGGAGAAAGGGUACGCUGCAAAAUUGGUUUAUCAAGUCACACCGAACAGAGGGAAGAAUCUUUAGUGUAACGUAUAAGAGCAUGAGCAGAGUGAGCAGGUACAAUAAUGAUGGUACCUUAGUCAUCUCUAAUAUGUCAGUGGGAGACGCAGGAGAGUACUGGUGUGUAGUUAAUGACCUAUAUGAUUAUCAGUGUGUGUCAACAGAGAGAACUGUGUUAGUGUACAACAAGCCCUUUGGGAUUUAGGAACAUGUUUUGUAUUAUUUGCAAUACAAAAUAAACUUGAAUUGAAAAGAAAAGGUUGUUGAAGGUUUAACUUUAGGAGAAACUAUCUACAAGUUUGACUUUUUGAAAGCAUGAAACUAAAGGCUUAGGUUGAUUUUGUUAGAAUAAGACUAUGUGGGUGGUUUUAGAGAUAAGAGUGUGUGUGUGUGUGUGUGUGUGUGUGUGUGUGUGUGUGUG
Molecule: messenger RNA, 1480 nt
Organism: Sander lucioperca (pikeperch)
Lineage: Eukaryota; Metazoa; Chordata; Actinopteri; Perciformes; Percidae
Exons: 2
Coding region: 29-1264 (411 amino acids)
Source: RefSeq, a predicted model, not a curated record